GCCCUCCCUGCAGUUUCCCUGCUUCCCAGUGGCUAUUUCACCUAAUUUUCCCUGCCCGACCUGGGGCGGAAUGUGCGGGAGUCCAAAACGGGGUUAGGUUUAGGCAAAGGCGAAGUGCGAUGAUGCGACGCUUGCGGAGCACCGGUGGCUGGUAGGGGAAGCGAGAGAGAAGCUUUCGCCUCAGGGUGAAUAGAGCCCGGUGGGGCGCGAAAGCACUGAAGCAGAUUGGGGACAUUUGGUGGCGGACCCGGAUUCAGCUACCUCCUCGUCACGUGAUCCUGGGUCCUCCUCUUCCAAGUUUGAGUCCUCCCUACUGUACAAAGAAUCUGCAGCAGUGACGUCCUGGUAUCUGCCAUUCCGAGCUUUGGUCCUUACUCCUUGAGCCAUCAUCUCCUCUUCCCAGCAUCAUCUGGGUAACACGUCCUCCAGGAACCCUUCCCUAGCACUGAUCAGGGCCCUCCCCAUCCUGAAAGCACUACCUUGUGAAUGUUCUGUUUUAUCCCUAAAGAGAUUCUGUCCUCCAGACAGUCACCUUCAGGAGAGCAAGGACUGUUUCCUUCUAGUCCUGUCCGAAGCCUCCUCCCUGGAACCUCCCAAACCCCUCAAUGGAGAAGUGGGGAUCUGUGUUCUGUGAGGAAGGGAAGCCCAGCCUGAGCCCUGCUUCUCAUAGUGCUCAUUUCCUCAUUAGCCACACUCUCCCAGGAGGUGGGAGUCCUGAGAAGGACGGGAUGGCCCCUGUGCUCCUGCCAGCCAUGCUCCCCCAGGAAUCAAUGACAUUCAAGGAUGUGGCUGUGGAAUUCACCUGGGAGGAGUGGGGACAUUUGAAUCCAUCUCAGAAAAAGUUGUACAGGCAUGUGAUGUUGGAGAACUAUAGGAACUUGGUCUCUUUGGGAUUUGCAGUUUCAAAACCAGAUGUGAUCUACCAUUUGGAAAGAAAAGAAGCAUUUUGGAGGCCAGAGGCAGAUAUUCCAAGAAACAACUGUCCAGAAAGCAAAGAAUUUACAGGAGAUAAUCCUUAUGAAUGUGGUGAAUAUACAAAGAUCUUCAGGAACAAUGAACAUCUUCCUGUGCUUCAGAGAACUCAUACGGGAGAAUUAUUUUAUGAACAUAAGAAGUGUGGGAAGGCUCUCCACUGGAACUCAGAAUUUACUCGACAUCAGAUGAUUCAUACUGGGGAGGAACUGUAUGAAUGUAAUGAAUGUGGAAAAGCUUUUAGGCAGAAAAUACUGCUUCAUGUACAUCAGAGCAUUCAUACUCCAGAGAUUCCCCAUCAAUAUGAGGAGUAUGGGAAAGCCUUCCUCUGCAACUCUGAACUUUUAGAACAUCAAAGAAUUCAUACCAGAGAGAAACAUUAUGAAUGCAGUGAAUGUGGUAAGAUCUUCAAGAGUAACAUGCAACUUAAUGUUCAUCAGAGAAUUCAUACUGAAAAAAUUCUUCAUGAAAAUGAGGAAUUUGAGAAAGCCUUCCAUUGCACCUCACAUCUUAAUCAUCAAACUAUAGAGAAACCUUAUGAAUGUAAUGAAUGUGGGAAGGCCUUCAGUAGGAAGACACAACUUACUGUGCAUCAGAGAAUUCAUCCUGUAAAGAUUUGUUAUGAAUGUGAGAAGUGUGGAAAGGCCUUCUAUCACAACUCAGAUCUCACUAAACAUCAGAAAAUUCAUAAUGGAGAGAAACUUUAUGAAUGUAGUUUAUGUGGAAAGGCUUUCAGGAGAAAGACACAUCUUACUGUUCACCAAAGAAUUCAUACUGGAGAGAAACCUUAUGAAUGUAGUGAAUGCGAUAAGACUUUUGGUAGUAAGAUACAACUUACUGUGCACCAGAGAAUUCAUACUGGAGAGAAACCUUAUGAAUGUAGUGAAUGUGGGAAGGCCUUCAGAAGGAAGACACUACUUACUGUGCAUCAGAGAAUUCAUACCGGAGAGAUUCUUUAUGAAUGUAAAGAAUGUGGGAAGGCUUUCCCCUACAACUCAGUUCUUAUUCAACAUCAAAGAAUUCAUACUGGAGAAAAACCUUAUAAAUGUAGUGAAUGUGGAAAGGCUUUCAUGAGGAAGUCACAGCUUAAUGUGCAUGAGAGAAUUCAUACUGGAGAGGAACCUUAUGAAUGUAGUAAAUGUGAGAAGGCUUUCAGGAGUAAGAUACAACUUACUCUGCAUCAGAGAAUUCAUGCUGGAAACAUGCUUUAUGAAUGUAAGGAGUGUGGGAAGGCCUUCUAUCACAACUCAGAUCUUAUUAAACAUCAGAAAAUUCAUAAUGGAGAGAAACCUUAUGAAUGUAGUGAAUGUGGAAAGGCCUUCAGGAGGAAGGAACAUCUUACUGUGCACCAGAGAAUUCAUACUGGAGAGAAACCUUAUGAAUGUAGUGAAUGUGGAAAGGCCUUCAGUAGGAAGACACAUCUUACUGUUCACCAGAGAAUUCAUGCUGGAAGCAUGCUUUAUGAAUGUAAGGAGUGUGGGAAGGCUUUCCCCUACAACUCGGCAUUUAUUGUACAUCAAAGAAUUCAUACUGGAGAGAAACCUUAUGAAUGUAGUGAAUGUGGGGAGGCCUUCAGGAGUAAGACACUACUUAUUGUGCAUCAGAGAAUUCAUACUGGAAAGAUGCUUUAUGAAUGUAGAGAGUGUGGGAAGGCUUUUUCAUACAACUCAGAACUUGUUCGACAUCAAAGAAUUCAUACUGGAGAGAAACCUUAUGAAUGUAAUUUAUGUGGGAAAGUCUUCAGGAGGAAGUCGCAGCUUACUGUACAUCAGAGAAUUCAUACUGGAGAAACACCUUAUGAAUGUAGUGAAUGUGGAAAGGCCUUCAGGAGCAAGAAACAUCUUACUGUUCACCAGAGAAUUCAUGAUGGAAACAUGCUUUAUGAAUGUAAGGAGUGUGGGAAGGCUUUCCCUUACAACUCAGCAUUUAUUGUACAUCAAAGAAUUCAUACUGGAGAGAAACCUUAUACAUGUAGUGAAUGUGCAAAAGCCUUCAGAAGUAAAACACUACUUACUGUACAUCAGAGAAUUCAUACUGGAGAGAUUCUUUAUGAAUGUAAAGAGUGUGGGAAAGCUUUCCCUUACAACUCAGGACUUAUUCAACAUCAAAGAAUUCAUACUGGAGAAAAACCUUAUACAUGUAGUGAAUGUGGGAAGGCUUUCAGGAAGAAGUCACAGCUUACUGUGCAUCAGAGAAUUCAUACUGGAGAAAAACCUUAUGAAUGUAAUGUAUGUGGAAAGACCUUCCGCCGGAAUGUACAUUUUACUCAACAUCAGAGCAUUCAUACUGGAAAAAGACAUUAUAAAUGUAAUGAAUGUGGGAAGACUUUCAAACUGAAGAUACAACUUGCUCGACAUCAAAGAAUUCAUGCUGGAGAGAAGCCUUAAGAGUGUAAUGGAUGAGGGAAACUCUUUUGGCUGACGACACUUUUAUGUUCAUCAGAGAAUUCUUCCUGGAGACAUUUUCCCCCUGAAUGUAAGAAAUAUGGGAUGGCCUUCUAUUGCAACUCACCUUUUAUUAAAAAUUAAAUCAUUCAUACUGGAGAGAAAUCUUAUGAAUGUAGUAAAUGUAGAAGCCUUUAGGAGUAAGUUACUAUUUCCUGUAUAUCAGAAUAUUCAUACUGGACUUAUUCUUUAUGAUUGGAAGGAAUAUGGUAAGACUUUAAAACUCAGGGGUUAUUCUACAUCAAAGAAAUCUUAAUGGAAAGAAACAUGAAUGUAGUGAAUGUGAAAAUGCAUUUAGAAGAUACAAUUCACUGUCCAUCAGAAAAUUCAUAUUGGAGAGAGAUGUUAUGAAUGUAACGAGAGUGAGGAAACCCCCAGAUGGUGGAAACAAUUUCCUCAGCAUCAAAAAAUUCAUUCUGAAAAGAAAACUUUUGAGCAUAAUCAAUGUGGAAAGGCCUUUACCCAUGAGAGAAUUCAUAAUAUAUUCCUUAUGAAUGUGGAAAGAUUCUCCAACUGACUAGGCUAUGAGCCUAGUCUGAGCCCCUGGGUACAGUUCAGAGUCCUCAUUUAGCCAUCAUGAGAGAAGGAGAUAAUGUGCCCUCCCUACAGAGACCUCUGAUGGGGCAGAUUUAGUAUUAGUCCCUGAUGGACUUUCUGAGAGAUAUAGGUUAUACUGUUUGAACCAGAAGAUAUGGUGUGGGUAGUGGUAUCGGGAAAGUCUUGGUAUCAACUUUCAUCCCUCUAUAAAUUGCAUCCAAGAGGCUUAUGGAUGACCUCUUGUCCAUCAGAUGAGCCUGAUGUGUGGUAAAUAAUUUUUGACUCCUUGAGGAAAGUAUCAUGAUCUGAGCUGUGUUCCUGAUGUUGCUGUUGCUGCUUUUGUUUAUUCAUCAGAGUAGCCACCAUGAACCAUAUAGAUUUGGAAUCAUAUAAUUAAAACAAGGGCCUGUGACUUGUUGAAACAAUGUGAUUUCUUCCUACUUGCUCUGAAUAUCAAAGUGAAGAAAUUCAGUGAAAUGAAGGUAAACAGUGGAAGGAAUUAUGACUUUCUUGAGGGAGCCAAUGCCUUGACAUCUAAUUAAUGACACAUGUAAAAAGAUCAUGAGAUUCCUAUUGUGAUAAAGGGAUAUGAACAGGGAUUCUUCAAAGGAAGAAAUCAAAGCUAUCAAAAAGUAUUCUAAAACACUGUUGAUUAGAGAAAUUAAAAUUAAAAUGAUUGAGAUAGUGCCUCACACCUGUCAGACUGGCUAAUAUGACAGAAAAGAAAAAUGACAAAUGUUGGAGGGGAUGUGGGAAAAGAGACACUGAUUCACAAUUGUUUGACCACUCUGAAGUACAAUUUGAGAUCAUGUCCAAAGGGCUAAAAAACUGCAUCCGCCCAGACUCUCCAAUAGCUUGAAUCCCAAAGACAUCAAAAAUAAAGGACCUCUAUGUCCAAAAAUAUCUAACACAGCUCUUUAUGUGGUGUCAAAAAAUUGGAAAUUGAGGAAUUGUCCAUCAAUUGGGAACUGGCAAAACAAAUUGGGAUGUGAUAGUGAUGGCAUACUGUAAAAGAUCAAAUGAAUAUUGAUUAGGCAUAGAACAUAAUUAGAACAUUGGGAAAUAAAUACCUGAGAAAGGAUUUUUUCCUUGUCUCUGCUAUGCAUGAACAGGAAAAUUACUGUGGGCUUUUUAACCCAGAUAGAGAAAUUCUCAAGAGAUUAUGGAAAAAGAAUUCCCAGCUGCUCCUAGGAGGAACUGUUGGAAAUGACUGUCACUCUUUUGGGGAUUGAGAUUUUUCCCUCUGGAAAAUCUUGGAAGAGUUGGUGACAGUUGAUUUGAGGGAAACACCCAGAGAUUUGGAGGAAGCUUGAAAAACAGAUCAUCUGUGAGAGAAACUGGCUUGGCUGUGUCCCAUGAGACUGCAGGGGAUCAGUAGGCGGCAGAAUAAAGCAGCUUGCCAGGAGCUGAAUCUUAGAGAUAAAUUAUAAGGAAAGGAAUUUAAUUAUAAACAUAUAUUUGCUUUAAGGUAGGUAUAUAGCCAGUUUCCGGGGAUUAAUAAGAUAUUUAAGAGUAGUGUUAAGGAGAAUCACCCUUGGUGAUCAUGAAGACUUCCCUCCUGGAGAAGAUUUUGGGGUUCUGGGAUUUAGUUUAGAAAUCUUUAGGGAAAUACCUCUCCUAUCAAUACCCAUUUCAUUAUCCUUUCCCUUAUAGUCUCCUAAUUAGUAAGAAGUAGGGAUUUUUUUUAUAACCAGUCUCUAGCAGAAUUUAUCAUCUGCCCAUCCAACCUAUUUCUCAACUGCAAACAACUGAUUCUCCAUAUUGUGACAUACAAAAGAGUGGUUGCCUUAAACUGUGACCUUAAAAAUAUGGUUUCAAAUAAAAAAAUAUAGUGGUUGCCAUGGGAAAAUUCCCAAAUAUUAAAUAUACCCAAGUCAGCUGGGUUUUAUAGAGAUUUUAAUUAAUACAAAUUAAGGAAUUAAUGAAAGGGAGAGAGAAAGAGGAAAUAAUGAAAAAAGGGCUAGGCCAGCCUAGCCUUAAGAGAGAGAUCAGUCAGUCUUUUAUCCACUCACCACAAGAUUUGUCCCAAGCAAGAUUCUAGUGUUCAGAGAGACCCACUAGUUCAGCUCCUCAGCUCAACUAAGUUCAGCCACUGAGCCCUCCAAUUCAGCUUUGGCAAGCUGAACUCCAGAGGCCUUUCUGACCUCCUUUUAAAGAGAAUUUUCUCCUAUGUCACCUCCCCUAAGUUUCACAUCUACCAAUCACAGUAGACGUUUUCACAGGACUGACCAUUCUUAAUUCACACCUGAGUAGACUAAACUUUUGAGUAAUUCACACCUGAGUAGACUAAAACUUCAAACCUCUUUUGUUAAGCUUGUCCCUUGCAAGUUUGCAAGUUGCCUGACCUUUUAGUGAUUAAUUUGACCUUUAUAGGUACUUAGCACCUUUUUGUAUUAGAUCUAAAAAUAGACUUAGCUUAAGGGCUUUUGCCUCACUAUAAGUAUGGGUUAAGUACUUUUUCAUUGUUCAGUAAGGAAUUUACAACUUUAUCUUCCCCUAAAGUAUGCUUAAGUAUGGGUGGAGUCAUGUUAGAGUUCUCACAUUCCUGACUAAGCCCCUUAAUUGUUUAAAAUGGGGAAUUGUCUUAACCAAAUGUUCUAAGGUAGAGUCUGAGAAUUCACAAGUCUGAGAAAUUUUAAGAUUCACAAUAUAGGCAGUAUCUUGUCAAAGAUUAUUGACAUCAAUCAAUAAGAUCAAUAAUUUCUAACAUAACAAGUGGUGAGCCAAUAAGGACAAAAGAUCCUAAAAAGAGAUAGUUUUUUUAAAGCUGAGAAAUACAGAGUUUAGUCUGAUUUACAGAGAACAUUUCCCUUCAGCACCACAGGGGGAGCUGUGUAUCAACUGUUAGAGGCAUUGUCAGAGUGAGUCAGAGGGGUAGCAUUCACAGAAAGAAAUCAAAAGUAACUAUAUUCAACAACAACAUGAGUCUAGGGAAUAGGACCCAAAUUUUUCCAAAGAAGAUACCUGUAUGUAUAUGAGGGAGAUACCAUUCCUGAAAUCCAUACUGAAUGUAUUUACAACCCUAGGUGGUUGUGGAAUGCUCUUAGGAAUUAUUCUUAAAAUGUUAAUCUAUUACAUCUCACAAGUCAAGAUAUGAAAGAAAAAACAACUAAAGGACAAAGAGACAUGAAAAUUGAUUACUUGGAAAACAUUGUACUUAAGCUAGAAAAGAUUGACCAAAUGCUAAAAGGAACUAAGCUAGAAAAAGAAACUAUGGAAUUGAAUAACAAUAUUGGAGGGUUUUUCCCAUUACACAAUAUCCCAGUGAUAACCCCUGAACAUGAAUUUAUAAAUGUUAAAUAUCAUAAGGACUUCAUCCAAGCUGAUAGAGACAGCUUUAAAAAGGGGGACUCCACUUGAGGAGAAACAUGUAGCAGUCAUCAAAAAAUUUGAAAAGACAAUUAAGUAGUUUGACCCUGAUUGCCUGGAUUUUCAAGUUCUUAUGGAUAAACUUCUUACAAAAAGGAAAAAAGAAAAGACUGUUAGAGAAACCAAUGAAAAUUGCCACACCCCUUACUGGCCUCUUGUUAAUCCACACUGGAAAGUUAACUUUCAAUACAGGUAUGACCAACUAGUAAAAGCAAGGCAGGCAGUGAUUCAAACAAUGAAAGAUUGUUCUGACAGACCAGGGAUCUGGACUAAGUUUGAGUGAGUGAAGCAGGAAAGGGGAGAAAUGCCCUCUACUUUUAUGGAUAGACUGAUAGACCUCAGAGAAAGAUACAUAGGACUUGACAUAAUGAGAAAAGGAAUAAGGUAUUUAAGGGGGCAGUUUGUAAAAAAUACCUGUCCUGUAGUGAGAAAUUAUUUUAAAUAACAAUGCCGUGGUUGGAAUGAGAUGGAGCUAAAUGAAUUGAGAUGGGUUGCCCCUUAUGUUUACAAUGCUGAUAGAGAAACAUGAAGAAGCAAAUAAUGAGCUAUUGAGGAACUGAGGAAAGAGAUAAGAAAUCUGAAAUUAAAACUUGAAAAAGUGGAGAAACAAGAAAAAACUAUAGCCAUAGUGAAAGAAUAUAGACCACCAAGGCAGUUUUAAUGAUCAACAAAGAAAUUUUAAUACUCAGAGUACAUGAUGUUACAUGUGUGGGAGAAAUGGACAUUUGAUAAGAGAUUGCAGAUAUUGGGGACAAGUGUAAAGGCAGAAUGGGAGAUAUUUUCCAAUAACUUUAGGAAUAAUGGAAAUAAUUUGAGGGGAAACUAAGGCAAUGGUUUUAGAUAUGGUGCAUACCAGAAUGGAUGAAAUGCUUUUCCAAAUACAUUCCAGGAUAGAUAUUAGUGAUAACCAGGCUAAAGUAAUGCAAACAUAUAUAAAGAAUGGGGCAUGCCCAAAAUAUUCACAAGUGGUUAGUGCUAACAUACAAAAACAAGAAUCUUGGAAGGGUCAUUUAUGAAGGUUUUCUAGGGGAGAUGGCUUUGUAGACAUUGAUAAUGAAAAGAUAGAAAUAGAAAAUUUAGAGAGUGAAGGACAGGAUGAACGAUAUAAUUUUCCUGAUCCUGAGUUAAUUAUAUCAAUGAUUCCAGUCCACUCUCCCCUGAACAGCUCUGAACUGCAUGUAACAUUAAAAGUGGGAAAUAUUCUUUAUUACUGCUUGCUACACACCAGGACUUCCAAAUCAGCCUUAAAAAAUUCGCCAGAUGAAAAUUAUAACUCUGUGGGAUCAAUGAAGGUUGUGGGGAUUUCAGGGACACCCUUUGAGGUGAAAAAGCUGCCAACCAAAGUGGUAUCUGUGGGGCCAUUGUCUGUGGAACAUUCAUUUUUGUUAAUGCCCAACUCCACAAUGAGUCUUGUGGGGUGGGUCUGGUUGUAUAAAUUGUGGGCAACAAUUGUGUCCUCCAGGUGAGAUUUCUCUGGAACUGCCAGAGAAAUCACUAGAUUUAUUCCCAGUACUGUUUUUAGAGGACCCAGAUGCAAAAAAAGACUCAUGUUUAUGAAAUUCCCACAGACAUCCCAGGCUUUAUGGGCAUUUUACCGUGGUAGAUUUAUGUUCUGCAUUCUUUUUCAUCCCCGUUCACAAAGAUUCCCAAAAGAUUUUUGUGUUUCUAUGGAAGGGCACAUAAUACACGUGGUGGUGUCUUCCACAUUAUGUCGAAAGUCCUACAUUAUUCUACCAAAUUUUAACAGAAGACCAUGCUAAUAUUCAAUUUAGUGAGAGCAGACUUACCCACUUUGUAGAUGACUUGUUGGUAGCUUCUCCAUCGGCUAAAGCAUAUCAAAGGGAUAGUAAGCACCUUCUGAUGGAGCUAUUUAAAAGGGGACACGAUCUCAAAAUCAAAGGGGCAAUGUUGUCUACCUAGAGUGGAAUAUUUGGGAUUUGUACUAUCAGAAAAGUCUAGAUAUAUCUCUGGGGAAAGAAUUGCAGACAAAAACUAACUGCAUCAAAAAUAAAAAAGCAGCUAAGGGCUAUCCUAGGAAUGACAUGGUUUUGCAAGCAAUGGAUACCGUGCUAUGUAGAAAUAACAAAACCACCACAGAGCUGAAAAGAGACAUUGUAACAGAGCCAUUGAAAUUAACAGCAGAAUGCUUGUAAGCAAUUACUAAAUUAAAAGGAGCAAUACUCUCAGCCUCUGCAUUGGGAA
Monodelphis domestica (gray short-tailed opossum) is the source of this 9524-nucleotide messenger RNA. RefSeq lists its product as uncharacterized. The record is from RefSeq and is a predicted model, not a curated record. NCBI's taxonomy places the organism in Eukaryota, Metazoa, Chordata, Mammalia, Didelphimorphia, Didelphidae. Gene Ontology annotation, biological process: regulation of transcription by RNA polymerase II. Gene Ontology annotation, molecular function: RNA polymerase II cis-regulatory region sequence-specific DNA binding; DNA-binding transcription factor activity, RNA polymerase II-specific.